Molecule: messenger RNA, 2116 nt
Organism: Haemorhous mexicanus (house finch)
Lineage: Eukaryota; Metazoa; Chordata; Aves; Passeriformes; Fringillidae
Gene: EPGN
Product: epithelial mitogen
Exons: 5
Coding region: 97-576 (159 amino acids)
Biological process (GO): epidermal growth factor receptor signaling pathway; positive regulation of cell population proliferation; positive regulation of mitotic nuclear division
Source: RefSeq, a predicted model, not a curated record
GUAUAAGUGCAAGAGAAAACACGGGAGCACAGAUAAGCAGAGCAAGCAAGCCACCUGGAAAGAAGACCUGAGAAGGUGUUAAAGCAGCUGCCUGCCAUGGCAUUUGGAAUGCUAAUCUAUAUUUUGCUGAAAGUAAGCAUCUAUUUGCAUUACACAGCAAUGGGGGCACUGAGUGAAGAGUCAGCUAUUACUGCUUCAUCCCUCAGCACUGACUUACGGAAUAAUUGGACAAAAAACAACGCUGAAGUAGAUUAUACCGAGCAGCCAAAGCUCUUGAAGCUGAUGCAGACCUGCCUUGAGGAGCACCACAGCUAUUGUAUCAAUGGGCUCUGCGCCUUCCACAGCGAACUGAGGAAGCCCAUAUGCAAGUGCCUCGCAGGUUAUAAUGGAGAGAGGUGUGAACAUUUAACACUAAAUUCAUAUGCACAUAACUCUUAUGAGCGCUACAUUGCUGUGGGCAUUGGGAUAGGAAUACUGACCAGCGGAAUACUCGCCAUCAUCUACUGCUAUGUAAGAAAGAGAUGCAGGAAACUGCAGUCCCCCUACAAGGUGUGUGUGGGUGAGACGGCGUUGUGAGGCCCUGGCGCUGGAACACUCACCGGUUUGCCUGCUGAGGAGGAGGGCCCCCCGCGCCGUGGGACGGGCACCCCGGCCUCGCCGAGGAGAUGAGCUCCAGGGAGCGGCACAGCAGCGCGCCAAGGCAGCCCCGCAGCACCCACAGCUCUGUGUGUGGUUGAAGAAAGAAUUCCUCUCUUGGGUGAGGGUGGAUGGUCCCCAGGUCCAAGCAGCUGAGGACACUGGCAGGCCUCUGGGCACUGCCCUGUGCCUGGUGUCGGCCGUGGGGAGGACUGGUUGGUUUUAGCUGUUUUCAGUCAUUUCAAGCACUCGUACAGUGUUCUGCUUUGGUCUUUUGUGUGUUUUGUUUGGUUUUGCUUUCCUUUUUUUUUACUCCUCUGGAGGAUAAGCGCCGCCUCCCUCAGAGUGGAGCUGUGUUCUGGACAUCGUGCACUGACCACUGACCAUUUGGGUUUUGAUUUUGUUGUCUGCUGGCUGUGUGUGUGGAUCAACAGACCUCUCCCAACCCAAUGGUUUUACCCUUGGUGUGAUGCCAAGUAUGGGCUUGUGGUGCCAUAAAGGACAACAAAUGCUUUGGACUGAGGAAAAUGUCUGGUUCUCAAAACCAUCCUUUAAUUAGAAUACAGACAGUAGGCAAUUCCUGAAAAUGAGACCAUGGCACCUCCGGGCAUGGCAUGUUCUUAUUGUUUUCAUAAGCAAAGCAACCAGACACCUUUCUCAAAAUGGAUUAUGGAGUGUGCUUGUGACCAAGAACUCUCCUCUUCCCAAACAUCCUGCAGCAGCUCCUUAGUUCCAUGGAAUUUCAGGCAGAACAUUGCCUUGCUGCACCCAGAUUUCUGCACAAGACUUGAAUUGCCGGAGAAGAUGCAAUUUUGUUAUGAAACGUCACUACAGUUUUUCCCAGGAAACAGACUUUCUCUAUUCCAUUUGCACAGUAUGGGGACAAUGUGACCACUCAAAUAAGAAAGAAAUUAUUUUAGGGCUUCAGUUCCACCCUGGACUAACAGAUUGCAUAUUGGAUGCUUGGUUCCAUUCAUCUUAACUACAAAGAAUUGGGAAGGUACAAAAAUUUCGUUCAAGGAAAAGGGAAGAAAAUUGGUUCUGAAGAUGAUGGCACUAACUGGGAUGUCUCACUGACAGCUGGAGUGUUUGCCAGUGCUGAUGUGACUAGAGAUGGCUCUCAGAUUUGCAUUUCAGCUGUUGCACAUUGUAGACUCAUCUGCUGUGCUCAGCCAUCUUCCAGAGAAAGGCAAUUGGUACUUUGAGGUCUUUUGGAGUAAUAUUGGCUCCUACAUUCAGGUGCCCCGCUGAAAGCUCAGUUUCUUGGUUGAGUUAAUUUUGACAGCAAGGAUGCAUGUUGUUUGUUGAAAAAACUGUAUUUCUGAGUCUGUGGUGACAAUGCUGAAAUGUGUCCGAAAGGGCAAAGGUGCAUGUGGCACUUCAAUGGUGUGAAGUUCAGGGGGCUUCCCAUGGGGACAUCCUGAUCAGUAGCUGAGCCAUCGUGGCUCUGUGAUAGCAGUAAAUAAAACAGCACAUCACA